Prunus armeniaca (apricot) is the source of this 1359-nucleotide messenger RNA. NCBI's taxonomy places the organism in Eukaryota, Viridiplantae, Streptophyta, Magnoliopsida, Rosales, Rosaceae. The record is from the annotation of a GenBank genome assembly.
AUGCUUCAGCAGGGUGAGGAAGAACCCCUUCGGGAGUAUGCAGCCCGUUUCAGCCACGAUUACUCUCAUUGCUCAGAGACUGACGAUUGUGUUGCCUUCGGCGCUUUCAAGAGUGGCCUCCGCGAGUCCAACUUCCGGUACCUGGUCCACAGCAAUCCUUGGAACACAUAUGUAGAGCUAAUGAGGCAAGCAGCCGUUCACGCCAAGGCCGAGUAUUUCAACUCCAAGCGUGGCCCAGCCACCUCUGCACGCAGCACUAUUGGUGAUCUUCCACCUACUUUGGUACCUACCCCAGCCCCACCUCAACUUUCUAUUCCCACCCCAGAUAACCAAGGUACCCCGCACCCAAAAAGGAAGGAUAGCUACCUGCAUACCUUCAGCAGUGGCAAGCGUGGCAGACAUGGCAAUCACCUAGUACAUGAGGCACCUGUCAUGCCCAAGCCUCCCCCCCAAAGACCGUCCAACAAGCCUAUGACAAACACAGGUGUCUUUUGCCAUUUUCAUCAGUUCAGUGGCCACGAUACUGAAUCUUGUUUUGCCUUACGCAACAUCAUUGAAGGACUUAUUCGCGAAGAGAAGUUGGAUAAAUAUGUGCACAACCUUCCACCCCUACCUAACCCUCACCAAAGGCAGAUCAACAUGAUCUCCACCAUCAACGGUGGUCCCACGUUGGCCGGAACCUCCAACAACUCCAUCAAACACUAUGUCCAUUCUUCCUAUGCGCACCAGGUCUUCAGCACUGAGCACGGAUGCCUGCCUAAGACGCAAAAAUCAGGCUGGGCCCCCAUCACCUUCUGUAAGGAGGAAGAACGUGGUGUCAUUCUCCCACAUGACGACCCUCUCAUUAUCCACGUAAACAUUUCUAACUUUGAUGUUGGACGUAUUCUGGUGGACAUUGGCAGCUCGGUUAGUGUGAUGUUUGCUGAUGCUUUCAACGAGCUCCAGGUCCCUGCUCACUUGCUAGACCGAAGCAUCGCACCCCUUUGGGCGACGAUCACCACUCCCUUCCUCAUUGUUGAUUGCCCCACAGCCUACAACGUCAUCCUUGGGCCCCUUGCCUUGGCCCAAAUGAAGGUUUUCAUAUCUACACAUAUGCUGCUGCUGAAGUUCCCUACGCCCCAACUUGGCACCAGAAGCUGCUAUGCUUCAGCAGUGAAAUCCACCAAUCACCAACAUCGGGGUGAGGCCCUAGUAGUAACCAAUGCUCCAGCCCCUGCUCAAGCUGGCACUGAACGACUUGAAGACCCAAGGGAGGAAUCUGUCACCCAGCAGGCUGAGCUUGUAGAAGACCUUGAGCUGGUUACCCUCCAUGACGACAUCCUGGAUUGGCACCUCCCUCUCACAAGAGCUUCGCUUUGA